AUGGAACUUGCUGAUGGGACACGUAGAAAUAAUGUGGCUCUGAAACGUGGAGAUGCUGAAGUAUCAAUAGCUGAUGAAAAUGGAAAAUAUGUGAAAGCUGUUCUGAAAGACGCACUGUUCAUACCAACGUGUCCACAGGAUAUAUUUUCUGUUAGAGCAGCUACUUCAAAUGGAGCCAAAGUAAAGUUCUCACAAGAUAAAAAUGAACUUGUCUACAAAGAUGGUACAACUUUCAUUAUUGAGGAACAUGAACGCUUGUAUUAUUUGAACACUGUUAAUUAA
Paramuricea clavata is the source of this 282-nucleotide messenger RNA. The record is from the annotation of a GenBank genome assembly. Lineage: Eukaryota; Metazoa; Cnidaria; Anthozoa; Malacalcyonacea; Plexauridae.